Molecule: messenger RNA, 3810 nt
Organism: Aedes aegypti (yellow fever mosquito)
Lineage: Eukaryota; Metazoa; Arthropoda; Insecta; Diptera; Culicidae
Product: cysteine-rich motor neuron 1 protein
Exons: 7
Coding region: 729-1382 (217 amino acids)
Biological process (GO): regulation of cell growth; regulation of signal transduction
Cellular component (GO): extracellular region
Molecular function (GO): insulin-like growth factor binding
Source: RefSeq, a predicted model, not a curated record
GCUUCAUUGUUGUUUCCUUUGAGAAGUGGUAAAGUUUCACCUCUCGGUGGCAUCACAUCUUUGACCAAUUGAUUCAUUUUAACUUAGGCCGCUGUCGCUAAAGAAUGCAAAACUGAAUUAAUUGUUCGGGGAAGCUAUCUACAAGUUGAUUAUGUAAACCGCGUCAUAUGGAAAAGCCGUGUUUAACUGUUCUAUCGGUAUGUGACUAGCAAGGAUAAAGAAAGCAGCGAAGUGUGUAAUUUACUGGAAAUGGUUUGAUUUUCAUUGGAAACCAUAAAAAUCUUUAAUGGGUUUAGGAUGUGCAUAUGACGUUUGACGACUAUGAGAUAAGUGGAAAGUAAAAGCUGUUGUUUCUUGAAUAUUGAUUAUUGUUCAAAAGUGCAAAACAUUUGGGAUCACAAUUUUUCCAAAUAAACCGUAGUGUACGGAAAAGAUACAAAAAUAUAAAAUUAUUGUGACUGAAACGAAGAAAUGUGUUUCUCGAUUGUAUUAUGGAUAACAUUGCUGUAAAUACUCAAGUUACACACUCGGCUGUUUAAUCGAAGGCGCUUUACACUCAUAUCGUUUGCAUAUGGAAGAAAAUAGUGAACAGAUAACGCAUUACUAAACGGAUAAUGUCAAACUUUAGUGGAGUUUCAGUCAAUAUGACAGUGCCAUGAAAAAUCAUGACGAUGAACAUCUUCGGUUUCCUUAGUUGAAUGAAGUUUAAUCAGUAGAAAAUUAGUAGAAUGGAAUUCAUGGCAAUGAAACUGCGUAUUAUCAGAAGCAAAUUUUCCAACAUAUCACAAUUUGAUACCAAAGUGAAAUUUAUGAUAUACUUUUUGUUGGUACUCGAUGUAAGAGCUUUUGCGCUUAAAUGUGUGUGCAAUCCGGAUGAGUGCGACGUGAUCCGAUCAGAGGACUGCCCUGGAAAAGGAUACAUUGUAUGGGAUCCAUGCAGGUGCUGCAAGGUCUGUGCUCGCACAUUCGGAGAAGCGUGUGGUGGCCCUGGAGGCUUUUCCGGGACGUGUGAACCACCACUGAGUUGCGUGUCCAAAAUACCUGUCGGAGGAUCUGGCAUAUGCUUAGAUAUUCCAACGCACAACGAGACCGAUGUGGACCAUUUCAAAAAUUGUACUGAGACAAUCGUAGUGGAGUCAGGCUGCGAAAUUGUGAACCGCAAAUGCAAAUGCUGGAACAAAAUGCAACUUUGCAAAUCCAGAUCCAUCGUCAAGUGGGAUUUCAGGAAUAUGCAGGAAUGCCAACUGAACGUAGCCAAUUUAGUCAAAUCAGAAUUAGAGUUCGACGAGGACUAUACUGUUCCUACAAAGGCUAGUUAUGAAGCUUUCACAGUUAAAGGACAAAAGGAACCCCCUAAGAGAGAGCAAGAUGUAAAGACGUAGCGUGUCCUGCACCUGAAACAUGUCCCGACGAUAGCUAUUUGAAGCCUGUCACGAAGCAUUAUUCCAAUCAUUUUCACCACCAUCUCAAUAGUAAUGUUAAGGAUUCCACUCGAAGAAAGCGUGCUCUCGCUUAUGGGGGACGACAAAGAGAAACGAUAAAAAUAAUUCCUGGAGCUUAUGAUCAUCACCAUCGUAAACGUAGUAUUACUGAUGAUGAAAUGCUUCUUCUACACUGUUGUACACAAUACGAAUGCGUAUGCAAGCCCAAUUAUUGCGACCAGGAAUGUCCAGCAAACAAAAUACCUGCAAAUACAACCAAUCCCACCGAGCAAUUUGGAGUCCCUGGUAAAUGUUGCGUUCCCUGCAAGGAUAGCUAUUGCAUACAUGAUAGGAAGUAUCACAAGCAUGGCGAUUGGUGGCUUGCUGAUGAGUGUACCAACUGUAAAUGUGAAUACGGAAAAGUAAGUUGUCAGAUGUCAUCGUGUAAGACGCCAAAUUGUCUUAAAUACAAGCUAAUUCCCGGAGAAUGCUGUCCUGUUUGCGAUGAAGAUGGCAUGAACUUUUGUGCAGACGUCCAGUUCUGCAAUAUCCACUGUAAAUACGGUUAUCAACGACAGGGCAAUUGUGAUCUCUGCCAAUGCGCUAGACCACCAACGAACGAAUCAGUACACACAACAGUGGCAUAUCCUGAAGUCAAAUCAACUACCGUGAAUUCUACUGAUAGCAUUGAAGACAUUGAGGAUAUAGUUCGAAAAGGUCCACAUCAAAACAACUCAUACGAUGAAAUGUUAAAUCCAUUUUGGAUUUAUUUUAUGGCGUGUAUAUGUCCUCUGGUAUUCAUUGUAGGAGGAAUUAUUGUGUGGUACUAUCGUCAAAAUAACGCAAAGUACGACGCUGUACAAGUAUAGCAUAAUUGUUCCGACAUCGUCUUUGGAUUUACUGAGCACCGUAAAGAUAGCUGGUGAUGUAUUUAACUAUCAUUUGACAAACAUGUACACCGAACUUUUAACACUUUGAAUCAUUAUACUUUGUGUUGUUAUCCAAAUAGCUAUUGUUAACCAGAUAAUUCAUUAUUGAACCUUUUUAAACUUUUCAAAGUCUGAAUAGCAUGCAAAAGUCUUCCGUAAUUAACGAACUGUACGAGGCUCCGAAAUCUGACGGUGCACGUAUACUUAAAAUCUAUGAUUACGAAACCAUACCCACGAUUCAAAUAUAAAAAAGUUUAGUUUUGAAACGUUGUGAUAAAUUGUAUAUAAAUUUGUGUUCCAUGCUGUUACGACGGCUUUAUUUUACAAAUCGAAUUUUACCAAAUUUGAUAUACUAUAAAGCUGAGUUUAGGCACUUUAGGUUUAAAUUGUAGAGCAUUUUUCACCGGCGUAAACUAUUACAAUAACGUUGAAAUGUUAAUGUUAGACUGUUUCUAUGAAAAAUAUAAAUUAAAAUAAAAUUUAUUUAACGUAAAUGAUUUCCGAUGAACAAAUUUCGAACAAAUAGUAGCAUAUAUUGCUGUUGUUAUAAAAUUACGGCAGGUAGUUGUACGUCAUCGAUUUUUAAUUUACUUCUGUUUUAGUACUAUUAUUUUAUCCUCGAAGGAGUUGUAUAUGGAAAUUGAAAGUAUUAUUUAUUAUAUAUUAUUGUUGAAAAUUUUUCUUGUUCUUAAGGUUAGUUAUAUGAGAGAUCAAGACGGCUAAGCACGAUGAUGAUAUGGUGAUACAAAAUAUGAAAAAGAAAUAAAAAUGCUUCCAUAGAAUUCAAUAUUCCUCAGCAAAACAGAAUAAACCAGAACAAAAAUAAUCAUAAAAGCUAUUUUGAUUCCGUUUUUGAAAACCAAAUAUCUCAUCGUCACAACUUCUUUCUACAAUGUUUCAACAACAACUAAAAAAUGAAUCAAUAGUCUAUUGCAUCCGAAUACUAUUAUCUGUAAUAAUAGCUGAAUGUAAUUUUUAAUAUUAAGUGAGUGAUAAAUAAAUGAAAUAUCUCCUAUUCGCCUCGCUUACAUUAUAAAUCAAAAGACUUUUGAAUAAAACUGCAAAAAAUUACUGUGCAAACCUCUCAAAUAUGUAUCAUUAAAUCAAUUGUUCCAGCAACUAUUUUGUAGCAUCAAAUAUCAAAAGUAAACUUCCGAAGCUGUAAACGUUUAGAGUGUGUUUUAUUUCAAAACUCUUGCUACAAAUUUGGCAUUAAAUAAGAAGAUGGCAGCAUCUAAUAUCAGCUAUAAAUCAUAUCAUUGAAACGAUUUCCUUUUUAUAUCUGUGAAUGGCCACAAAGCAAAAAAUAAAUGAAAUGAGAAUCGUAGCUCGAAGUUCCAAUAUUGUUAUGGAACAAAAGUAAAUGUACACUCAACAUACAUUGUGGCUAUCAGUCAUGACAGGAUUUGAAAAGCACAUCAAUAUCAUGGAAAGUAAAAUUUGCGUUGUUAAUAAAAAAA